Theileria parva strain Muguga is the source of this 493-nucleotide messenger RNA. Its product is annotated as putative integral membrane protein. NCBI's taxonomy places the organism in Eukaryota, Apicomplexa, Aconoidasida, Piroplasmida, Theileriidae. The coding region runs from base 131 to 433 and encodes 100 amino acids. The transcript has a single exon. The record is from RefSeq and is a predicted model, not a curated record.
AAAUUGAAUGUCAAUGCCCGACCCUACUGAGUAAUAUAAUUAAUAUAUUUUUAUAAUUUAAGAAUGAAUUUUUAAAUAUUUUAAAUAAUAAUUUGGAAGGUAAUUAGAAAUUUUUAAAAGUAUAGUCAAAAUGGCAUUUUCAUUUAAAACGUUGUUUAACCGUAUAAGGAGGGGAAAUGUACCUACUACAGGUUCUCCAGCAAAGGUAUACACUUUAGGAGUAUUAAAUUUUCUUUUAUUUGGAUUUGGUACCGCAAUUAGCGGUAUCACUAACGGCUGCACUGAGGAUAUCAUCAUCGGAAUCAUGCAGUUUAUCAUCCCUUUUCUAGGCUGGAUUUGGUCUGUAAUUUGGGGCUUCCUCAUGAUAUCAGAUAAGUUCAGGGAAUCCAAAUACCCAGGAGCUCACUCCACCCUGAUCUACGAUGAGGUUUAACACCGACUUGUACUAUACCGCACCUAAUUCUCUUUUCCACCAAUACUUCUAAUUUAUUAC